GGGGUCUGCUGUGCUAAAGGGGAUCCAGCGAGCUUGCCGACUCACGCUCGGGGCUUAUGCGGUGAUCAUGAACGGGGAGCAGAGCAGGGCAAGUGUGAGGUGCCAACGGUGCUGUUCAUAGAGGUGGAGAGGAGGGUAUGGGGCACGACCAGGGGCGCAUGUUCAGGCUCAAGAGCGUGUCGUGGCAGGUAUGCGUAUGCGUAUGCGUAUGCGAAUGCGAGAAGAGGGAGCCAAGGCAAGUACGCAGGCGUCGUUCGUUCGCUCGCGGAGGAAUCGGGGCGGGAGAAUUUCGUCGGGGAGGGGACAAGAGGGGAGGAGAGGAAGUUCUGUGCUGAAGAGAAGACGUUGUGGGUAUAACAUGGGGAGGGAGGUUGGCUUGGUUCUACUUUUUGGGUUGAGGGAAGGGUGGGUCAAGUCACUCGGUCUCCUGCUGUAUACUUUUUUGGCACGUAUUUCUCUAUUCCUUAUGGGAGUUGCUAUGUACAGUACAUUAAUAGUUGUUGGGGACGCAGACGCAAACGCGGAGCGCACAAACACCGACCUACCCAUUGUUGCACAGACACACGCAAGCGUAGCCCCCUCCGUUCUCACACAGCGAGAGAAGGAGCAUAGAAAACCCUGAGCCUUGCCUGGCUGGGAACGCGAGAGGGUUUUUUUUGGAGCGUCCAGCUUCCAGAUUUGGGUUCCCUCUCCGGGCUCUUAUCAAUCCAAAGACCGGGUCUCGAGGCACAGCACGGGAAGUGAUGCGCGCAACACGUUGUGAGUCUCGCCCGACUGUCGUGAUAAGGCCCAGUGAGC
Tilletiaria anomala UBC 951 is the source of this 798-nucleotide messenger RNA. RefSeq lists its product as uncharacterized. Lineage: Eukaryota; Fungi; Basidiomycota; Exobasidiomycetes; Georgefischeriales; Tilletiariaceae. The coding region runs from base 191 to 622 and encodes 143 amino acids. The record is from RefSeq and is a predicted model, not a curated record. The transcript has a single exon.